Nematolebias whitei (Rio pearlfish) is the source of this 1526-nucleotide messenger RNA. RefSeq names its product vesicle (multivesicular body) trafficking 1 (gene vta1). Lineage: Eukaryota; Metazoa; Chordata; Actinopteri; Cyprinodontiformes; Rivulidae. Gene Ontology annotation, biological process: late endosome to vacuole transport via multivesicular body sorting pathway. Gene Ontology annotation, cellular component: multivesicular body. The record is from RefSeq and is a predicted model, not a curated record.
AGAAGAAACAGUAACAACAGCAGCAGAAGAAGUAGUAGCAGGAACAGAGUUCGUGUCUCCUGGAGGAGCUGUAACCACUCAUGGCCCUUCCAGCCCAGCUCAGGCCCAUCCAGCACCACCUCCGGACCGCUCAGGAACAUGAGAACCGGGACCCGGUCGUGUCUUAUUACUGUCGGCUCUACGCCAUGCAGACGGGCAUGAAGCUGGACAGCAAGACCCCCGACUGCCGCAAGUUCCUGGUCAAACUCAUGGACCAGCUGGAGUCGAUGAAGGAGGAGCUUAGCGACAACGAGUCCAUCACUCAGGAGGUGGUCGGAAACGCCCACAUCGAAAACUACGCCCUCAAACUCUUCCUGUACGCCGACAACGAGGACCGAGCGGGACGCUUCCACAAAACAUUCAGCACAGGAAGUACGCCCGCUGGAAGGCCACCUACAUCCACAACUGUCUGAAGAACGGCGAGACCCCUCAGCCGGGGCCCAUCGCCAUGGAGGGGGCCGAGGAAGCAGACGAGUUUGGAGCUGAAGGUUUCUCAGGACCGGGUCCCUCUCAUGAAGGCUCCUUCAGGUCCAGUCCUCCUUCACACAACCUGAGUCCGGGCCCAGGAAUCGGCUUUGCUCCAGGUCCCGGCUCGGUUCCGACGGGCCCCCCGGGCACAAACUACAACAACAUCCAGAUCCCUCCGGGGGCCCACGCUCCGGCCAACACCCCCGCAGAGUUGCAGCCUUCUUCAGAUGCUGGUAAACCUGCUGCUGCUGUCCGGUCCGGUCCGGCUGUCGACCCGUCUCUGCUGACCGCCCAGCAGCAGGGCGGCGUCCAGCUCACCCCUGAGGACUUCACCCGGGCCCAGAAGUUCUGUAAGUACGCGGGCAGCGCUCUGCAGUACGAGGACGUCGGCACGGCCGUCCAGAACCUCCAGAAGGCCCUGAAACUCCUCACCACUGGCAAAGAAUGAACUCUUUGUCCUCCCCCCAUCCUCCCCCCUCUGUCAGCGAUCCGACACUCAGAAACCGGGCUUGUCCACGUUGGACGAGGACACGAUGGAAAUCAUCUGGAACAAAGACGGCCUGUGUGGUUCUGAGUGACGGGACGACGGACCGACUGAGUGCAGGACCUGUGGACUCUGACGCAGAUCAAAGGCUCGUGAACGACCCGGUUCAUCCUCCUGAAACGGGCCGACCGGUUCUGAUAUCAUCUUUAGCUUCAACAUUUACUUCCUGGCAGAGCAGAAACUCCUGAAACUGAAGAACCUUUUUGAUUAAUGUUCGGGUCGGGCCGCAGAACCAGGACGUUUCUAAAGUUCAAUCUUUGUUUUCCUUCAAACGGCUGAACGAUCGAAUAAAUGUCUUUGUUUCCAUCAGUUUGAAUCUGUUCUCACCUGGACCCAGGUGCACCUGUUCAGAGGACCGGUUCUGAUCCAUCGGUUCCAUCGGAUCACUUCAGUUUUCAGAGCGUUGCUCCGGUUCCAAAAGCAAAGGAUAGAAAAUAUUCUCAAUAAAAAACAAGAAGAAAUUCAAAACUUCAGU